Molecule: messenger RNA, 2080 nt
Organism: Pseudonaja textilis
Lineage: Eukaryota; Metazoa; Chordata; Lepidosauria; Squamata; Elapidae
Gene: MYL12B
Product: myosin light chain 12B
Molecular function (GO): calcium ion binding
Source: RefSeq, a predicted model, not a curated record
CUCCCACUUCCCUCCCCCCUCUUGGCGCCACUGUGGUUUCUCCCGCCGUCGCGCUCUCCGGAAGUGCCGGGGCUGUUCGUUUCCUCGCUUCGAACGGCCGCUCGUCUUUUGCCGCGAUCCAUCGGCACCGAAUUUCUUCCGUCAAGGAUCGAGAGUCUAGCAGCCAACAUGUCAAGCAAAAGAGCAAAGACAAAGACCACUAAGAAGCGCCCUCAGCGUGCUACGUCCAAUGUAUUUGCUAUGUUUGAUCAGUCACAGAUACAAGAAUUUAAAGAGGCAUUCAAUAUGAUUGAUCAAAAUAGAGAUGGUUUUAUUGACAAAGAAGAUCUGCAUGAUAUGCUUGCUUCACUUGGGAAAAAUCCAACUGAUGAAUAUCUAGAUGCCAUGAUGAAUGAGGCUCCAGGACCCAUAAACUUCACUAUGUUUCUCACAAUGUUUGGUGAAAAAUUAAAUGGUACUGAUCCAGAAGAUGUAAUCAGGAACGCCUUUGCAUGUUUUGAUGAAGAAGCAACAGGCUUCAUUCAGGAAGACUACUUGAGAGAAUUGUUGACAACAAUGGGAGACAGGUUUACAGAUGAAGAAGUUGAUGAGCUGUUCAGAGAGGCACCAAUUGAUAAAAAGGGCAAUUUCAAUUACAUUGAGUUCACACGCAUCCUGAAACAUGGAGCAAAAGACAAAGACGACUAAAACAGAACUCUUGCUUCUGCAUUGCUCUUUAGAUCUCAUGGUUAUCUUCAAGGGGGAUUUUUCCUGGUAGAACCUGUUGCAUGCAGCUAGCUUUACAGCUUUUACCUAUCUCGAUGUAUUUAUCUAUACAAGGCCAUUCUGGCACACCUUGCACCAGUUUAAUAAGGCCAGCAAUGGAAAUUGUAAUUUUGGUGAAUUUGGAGGUUGAGACCAAUGAGUUUGAAGGCCCAGGAAAAAUAAUCUCUGUUUUUCUGGUUUAGCUGGAUUUUUACAUUUUGUAAUAAUGCCAUUUUGAAAUAAGAUUGCUAUAUCAAUAAAAUACCUCAAAUGCUAAAUUGUGAAGUAUAAGAUUUUAUUAAGAGUUGAUAAUCCAAACAUCAUGAUUUCUCUAAAGAAGAAUAGGAAAAUGAUCUUAUGAAAAACGAAUAUCACUGUAUCAUUACUUCAUGUAGACUCAACUGUGUACCUAUUGUACUUUUAAUUUUUUUUCAGGAUAAAUAUCCUGCACAUAUAUUUGCUGAGUAGAUUGGCCUAGAGAACCAUGACAUUACUACUUCCAUGGAUCUUCAGUUUUUAUCUACCUUUGUUCAAUUCAUUAUUCUUACGAAGCUUUCAUGUUUUAUUUUUACGUAGAUGAGAAUUUAUAGAUCAUACUAUUCUGGAUUCAUGAACAUGAACAUGAAUCCAGAAUACUAUGAAUAUGAACAUGAACACUUUUUCUCAGUGUGUCACUGGACAAUAGAGUCAGAAAAAAUGAACUAGGCGUUUAAAAAAGCAUAAUGCUUUGAUUUCUUCCCUAGCUAGUUAUAAGUGCUUCUGUUAUACUGAUCUUUUCCCUCCUUUUCAGUAUUAGCAAUAGCUCCUCUAAGCUUCUGCUUUUGAGAAUUUUGGUAUGUGCUGAUGUCCAGCCAGGAAUGCAGAAGCACCACUUAUCUAUUCUGUUUUAUAACCUGCUUUAGAGUGCUGUUCUAUCAACUAGAACAGGGGUGUCAAACUUGCAGCAUCACGUCAUGUGAUGUAUUUGUGACUUUUUUCCCCUUUGCUAAAACAGAGGUGGACUUGGCCAGCGUGUGAUGAUCUGGUCCAUGGGCCGUGAGUUUGACACCCCUGAGCCAGAAUAAUGCACCCAAAAAUAAUUUCCAUUUUUUUCUAAGGACUGGUAUCCAUUUUAGUGACACCUUGGAACUUUUAAUAUUCACACAACCUUUUAGUCACCAGGCUUGGCAUUAAGUAUUGGCUAUAAGUUGGCUAGAAAUCACAACACCUCAAAUACUGUAUGUAAGUUUAUUGAUAAAUUGAAAAAAUACAAUUGAAAAUAUGUGGUAUACUGAUUCUCAUUUCUCAUACUUGCCUCACCUAAAUAUAUCUUAAAUAACUCCAGGGUCCUUUUGCU